Molecule: messenger RNA, 825 nt
Organism: Galdieria sulphuraria
Lineage: Eukaryota; Rhodophyta; Bangiophyceae; Galdieriales; Galdieriaceae
Product: histone chaperone ASF1
Exons: 3
Coding region: 112-714 (200 amino acids)
Biological process (GO): DNA replication-dependent chromatin assembly
Cellular component (GO): nucleus
Molecular function (GO): histone binding
Source: RefSeq, a predicted model, not a curated record
AAUUGACUUUAUCAUUUGGCGGGAUUGCAUGUUGUUAUAGAGGCACAUUUGGAAAGGCUUGACAACUUAUUCGGUGGCCUAGAGAAAACUAUUUUCUUCUAACUUUGUUCAAUGUCUGCAGUGGAAGUCCUGCAAGUAGAUGUUUUGAAUAAUCCUGGUUUCUUUGGAGACCCAUUUCGUUUUGAAAUAACUUAUGAAGUGAGAGAAGCCUUACAACAGGACAUUGAGUGGAAAGUAAUUUAUGUCAGUUGUGCUAAGGAUGAGAGCUUGGACCAAGUUUUGGAUGAAGUGCUACUUCCUGCAGAUACCGUGGGUCGCUUUCAGUUUACGUUAGAGGUAGCAGCACCCAAUCCAAACAAAAUUCCUGAUGACGAUUUGUUGGGUAUCACAGCCGUGUUGAUAACUUGUUCCUAUCGUGAUCAGGAGUUUAUUCGUAUUGGAUAUUAUUUGAAUAAUGAAUAUGAGGACGCAGAGAUGAACGAAAAUCCGCCUUGCCCUCCCCUUUUGGAACGUAUUCGACGCCAUAUAUUUGCCGAAGAACCUCGAGUUACUCAUUUUCUCCAUUCUUUUGAUUCCAAUGAUUCUUAUUUGGACGAAAACUCAUCACACUCGAUGGUUCAUAGUUAUAGCAAUCUAUUAGAUUCUGUAGAAGAAACCCAACAUAGCAAGUUGAAAAGUUCUGAUAUGCCUUCUCAACGAAUGAAUAUGUUUUGAACUUUUCGCAAUCAGCAGAAAUGUGCUUUGGCAUCAACUGAACGAACUAUAAACUCUUUGGGAAGAAAUCCUUCAGGAACAAAAUUCCUAACCGAUGGUUUUAUUUUAAUA